GGAGGAUGGUAAAAAGAAAGGAGAUUUUGGUCGAUUGGCUCUGGAGACGUGGCGGAGAAAUUAUAUUUAUGUCUCUGUAAUCUUUGAUAUUUCAAGCCGUGCAUUGCCUUUAAUAAUAACUAAACCAGAGCAAAGAAGAGGAGGAAGAAGAACUAGAAGAAGAAGAAGAAUAAUAAGAUCGUAAUAAUCUUUGUUGAAGAUCUGGAGAAGCAGAGAGAAGCUAGUUGGAUUUGAUUUAGAAUCAUAGAAUGAAGGAGAACAAGCCAGUUAUUGGUCUUUCAUGGCAGCCAAAGGUGCCAAUUCUGUCAUCCACUGCAAAAGCUGUUUCAAAUGUUGGUGACAAAGGUGUACAUAGAUCACAAAGUCAACCUGAGGUUAGCACGCUUUGGAGACCCAAUACAGAGCUUGUUGAUGGGCUUUUUUUGCCACCAAAUAAUCCAAAAAAGCUAAACAAGUUACUCAAAAAACAAGUGAAAGAUACAGCUGGGACUAGCUGGUUUGACAUGCCUGUUGCAACUAUAACUCCUGAGUUGAAGAAAGAUCUUCAGUUACUGAAGCUGAGGAAUGCCUUUGAUCCAAAGAGACAUUACAAGAAGGGUGAUUCAGAAUCGAAAACAUUACCCAAGUAUUUCCAGGUGGGCACAGUUAUAGAGCCCGCAGUGGAGUUCUUCUCAAGUAGACUGAAUAAGAAGGAGAGGAAGGCAUCCCUUGCAGAUGAGCUGCUUUCUGAUCCUAACCUGGGCCAGUACAGGAAGCGUAAGGUUCGAGAGAUUGAAGAACAAAAUCGACCAGCAGGGAAUGAGAAAUGGAAGAUAAAGGGUCGUCAGUCACAAAAACGUGCAAAGCAAAGAAGGCAUUGAAUCUCUUUUAUUUUUUUGAACCGGAAAAUUUUGACAUUCAUAGAGGAAUUGAAUUAUAGAGGUGAGAGAUACACUCGGUAGUCGAAUGAGUUAAUAAUUUGUACGAUCAUUUCCUAGUUUAAACUAUCUUUAGGAGAGAAUUUAAUGUAAUGUUUGUUUAAUUCUUACAGAUUGUAAUGGGGAUUGUAAUGGUCUGUUUAGGAAGCCAUUGUAAGUCCUUUUGUCUUAGAUGAAUAUUUCUUCCCUUUGCUAGAAUACUGAAAUAUGGAUCUCAUUCUGAAUAUAUAAUACUGUUCAAGAAAA
Messenger RNA from Mangifera indica (mango), 1163 nucleotides. RefSeq names its product rRNA-processing protein fcf2-like. Gene Ontology annotation, molecular function: RNA binding. The record is from RefSeq and is a predicted model, not a curated record. NCBI's taxonomy places the organism in Eukaryota, Viridiplantae, Streptophyta, Magnoliopsida, Sapindales, Anacardiaceae. Bases 249 to 860 code for a protein of 203 amino acids. The transcript is spliced from 6 exons. Gene Ontology annotation, biological process: RNA processing. Gene Ontology annotation, cellular component: nucleolus.